Molecule: messenger RNA, 2971 nt
Organism: Striga hermonthica
Lineage: Eukaryota; Viridiplantae; Streptophyta; Magnoliopsida; Lamiales; Orobanchaceae
Source: the annotation of a GenBank genome assembly
GCUAGAUUUUACUGCUGCAGAGAAGGAGGCAUUUUUUGUUGAGGUGAAAGAAGCUGCUAUUGGGAACCGUGGGCUGGACAUGCAAUUUAUCGGCAUCAAUUUUCUGGAAUCUCUGGUAUCUGAAUUUUCUCCAUCUACAUCCACUGCAAUGGGUCUUCCUAGAGAAUUCCACGAGCAGUGCCGAAUAUCCCUAGAGCAUGACUAUAUGAAGGCGUUCUAUCGUUGGGUGCAAUAUGCUGCUUUUAAUGCGUCAGACAGAAUUGUUGGAGCUGAUUCCGAAAUUCCAGAAGUUAAGGUCUGUUCAGCAGCAUUGCGUUUGAUGCUUCAAAUCCUGAACUGGGACUUCCGAGUGAAGAAUGCUGUUGACAAUUCAAAACGAGGGAUUGAUGUAUUUUCUGAUGGAAUGAAGCAGGAAAAUAACUCUCUUAGAAGGUCUGAGUGUGUCUUGGUGCAGCCUGGUCCUGCAUGGCGCGAUGUGUUGGUUUCCAGUGGUCAUGUUGGAUGGCUUUUAAACUUUUACACUGCACUUAGGCAAAAGUUUUCCUUUGAAGGUUACUGGCUUGACUGCCCUCUUGCAGUUUCUGCUCGGAAACUUAUUGUACAGUUUUGCUCCUUAGCAGGACCCGUCUUUCCAUCUGACGGCGGGCAAAUGCAAAGACAGUACCUGCUGCAACUGCUAGCCGUAAUUGUUCAGUGGUUGGAACCUCCUGAUGCUGUUGCAAAAGCAAUAAAAGCAGGAAAAAGCGAAAGUGAAAUGCUGGAUGGCUGUCGCGCACUUAUGUCUGUUGCCACGGUGACUACCCCAUUCGUGUUUGAUGAGCUAUUGAAGAAUCUGAGGCCGUAUGGUUUGCUUACUCUUUUGUCUGCCCUGAUGUGCGAAGUUUGUAAAGACCUUAUGGAGAAUCGCACAGAAGAAGAGACAUGGAGCUGGGUGGCACGUGAUAUUUUACUAGAUACUUGGACAUCCCUGUUAGUGCAAUUGGAUGGUAAUGGACCUGAUAAUUUACUUCCACCUGAAGCCAUUAGUGCUGCAGGCAAUCUCUUUAGGCAGAUAGUAGACUCUGAAUUAAAGGCUUCUUCAGCAUCUGCUUUUAGUGAUGAGGACGAGUGUGAUGCCCUUCAGGCUUCAGUGUCUGCUAUGGAUGAGAGAUUGAGCUCUUAUGCUCUUAUUGCUCGAGCAGCUGUUGGGCACGCAAUCCCUCUUCUCACAGAACGCUUCUCAGAACUUGUGAUAAGGGUUAAUCAGGGUAGAAGCAUAAGAGAUCCAACUGAAACUUUGGAAGAACUUUAUUCUCUCUUACUCAUAACUGGGCAUGUUUUGGCUGAUGAAGGGCAGGGUGAAACUCCUCUGGUGCCAAAGCAGAUAGGAAGUUACUAUACUGAUAUAAUGGAGGCGGAUAAACACCCGGUUGGCAUACUUUGUGGUUCAAUCAUACGCUUCGCCGAGCAAAGUUUAGAUCCAGAAAUGAGAAAAUUGGUGUUUAGUCCUCGACUGAUGGAGGCGGUUGUGUGGUUCCUCGCAAGAUGGUCUUCAACAUACUUAAUGCCACUUGAGAGAAGUGGAGAAAAUGGAAGCGGCUUGGAAAACAGAAAACACUCUGCCAACUCGUUGCUUAGUUUCUUUGGAGAGGAAAAUCAGGGAAAAGUUGUGCUUGAUAUCAUUAUUCGCAUCUCUUUGACCACACUUCUUUCAUACCCAGGGGAGAAGGACUUGCAGGGACUGACAUGUUACCAGUUGCUUCAUGGACUUGUUAAGCGGAAAGCUGUUAUUUCCCACCUUAUUACCUUGGAUUCAUGGCACGACCUUGCAAAUGCUUUUGCUAAUCAAGGAGUGCUCUUCUCAUUAAGUGCUGAUCAUCAGCGUUCGCUGGCCCAGACACUUACUUUGUCAACGUCUGGCAUGAAAACUUCUGAGGCAUCAAAUCAGUAUAUAAACAAUCUGACAAGCCACAUGAUAUCCUCUUUGGUGGAACUAUCUGGAAAACCUGAUCUGAAAAUCAUUGGUCAACAGCCUCACAUCAUUUUAUUGGUUAGUUGCCUGUUGGAACGACUUCGUGGAGUUGCCAGAGCAUCCGAACCUCGUACGCAGAAGGCAAUUUAUCAAAUGGGAUUCUCAGUGAUGAACCCCGUUUUGAUCUUUCUUCAGAUAUACAAAGACGAGUCCAUAGUUAACUAUAUUCUGCUCAAAUUUGUCGCUGAUUGGGUGGACGGUCAAAUUAUCUACUUAGAGGCUCAAGAAACUGCUGCUGUUGUCGACUUCUGUAUGCGUUUGCUUCAGCUUUACUCAUCUCACAAUAUAGGCAAGAUUUCAGUUAGCCUUUCAAACACAUUACGCACUGAAGCAGAUACAGAGAAAUAUAAGGAUUUGCGCGCACUCAUGCAGCUUCUCUCAAGUCUAUGUUCAAAAGAUCUCGUUGACUUUGCAUCUGAACCAAUUGAGGCCUAUGGUACAAAUAUUUCUCAGGUAGUAUAUAUGGGUCUUCACAUAGUCUCUCCUUUGAUAACUCUGGACCUGCUGAAAUACCCCAAACUGUGCCACGAUUAUUUCUCAUUGCUGUCACACAUGCUGGAGGUUUAUCCAGAAAUAAUUGCAAAGUUAAAUGUUGAGGCCUUCAGUCACAUUCUUGCAACUCUCGAGUUCGGUCUUCAUCAUCAGGAUGUUGAAGUUAUUGACUUAUGUCUAAGAGCUGUGAAAGCACUUGCUUCCUAUCACUACCAAGAUAGAGGUGCCGGUAAAGUUGGUUUAGGGUCACAUGCUACCAGCUACAAGGAACCUGAUGGAAAAUUUCAUGAAGGCAUUCUUAGUCGAUUUCUACGCUCAUUGCUUCAACUUCUUCUUUUUGAGGACUAUAGCACGGAUCUUGUCGGCUCUGCAGCUGAUGCACUCCUUCCACUUAUUCUUUGUGAACAAAGUGUUUAUCAGGUAGGUGACAUAUUGUAUUUCUUUUACUUGGCUUUGAUUGUAGUUUAA